CUACCUUCCUGGUUAUCCACUGAACACACACACACACACGCACACACACAAGUCCUGCAGUCAAUGGCCUCGGAAUACUACCUACCUACCUACCUACCUAUGAGAAGCGUCUCAGAAUGGUAUCUGAAUCCUGGCUCAUAUUCAUGUGCAAUAAUAUAUUCUGUACCUAGGGUUGUUUCAACACACUCACCCGCCCGUGCCAGCCCCCCGGUCAUUCGCAAUGCUUUCCUUAACAAUACAUGCCAUGCCACUUGUGAUAGUAUCUACUUGGCUUUGUGGGCCAAUAGAGAUCGCGAUCACACUUAAUUACUACCUAGGUACUUACUGUAGUGUAGUAUCUCUUCCUGACGCAUGAUACUUCCCAACUCUCUCUACUUACUUACCUAGAACCGUAUUCAGCUCCGUUUCUCGGCACGGAAAUAACGGGAGGAUGGGAGGAUAAUGAUGAUGAUGAUUACGGGCAACUUCAGACCGAGAGGGUUCGGUUAUUCCAUAGUGCUAUACGGAGUAGUAUCAUCCUCGUGACGGGUAAUUGAUGUUUGUGAUGGCCGACUUCGGGGUUGGGUUGUUGCUAGUUAUGAUGCAAUUGGCGGCGGCGGGCCAGGAAAUGCCUUCAAAGUCCGCUUACACAUUUCAACUACUGUACUACUACUAAUUCAACACUCUACGGUCGCAG
Aspergillus piperis CBS 112811 is the source of this 676-nucleotide messenger RNA. RefSeq lists its product as uncharacterized. The record is from RefSeq and is a predicted model, not a curated record. Lineage: Eukaryota; Fungi; Ascomycota; Eurotiomycetes; Eurotiales; Aspergillaceae. Bases 64 to 306 code for a protein of 80 amino acids. The transcript has a single exon.